Messenger RNA from Sinocyclocheilus anshuiensis, 612 nucleotides. Its product is annotated as transcription factor Sox-17-beta.1-like. NCBI's taxonomy places the organism in Eukaryota, Metazoa, Chordata, Actinopteri, Cypriniformes, Cyprinidae. Gene Ontology annotation, molecular function: RNA polymerase II cis-regulatory region sequence-specific DNA binding; DNA-binding transcription activator activity, RNA polymerase II-specific. The record is from RefSeq and is a predicted model, not a curated record. The annotation marks the transcript as partial. The transcript has a single exon. Gene Ontology annotation, biological process: cell differentiation; positive regulation of transcription by RNA polymerase II. Gene Ontology annotation, cellular component: nucleus.
AAGACAUGGAAGGCCAUGUCUCUGGCAGAGAAGCGUCCUUACAUGCAAGAAGCAGAAAGACUACGAAUCCAACAUACCAUUGACUAUCCCAACUACAAAUACCGGCCCCGUCGACGAAAGUGCAACAAGCGUGGCAGCAAGACGGCUUCAAGUGAGACUGUCAGUUCUCCAAAUGCCUCUUUUCACCUUAGAUAUAUGUUACAAGGUCAAGUCGCACAGAAACCAUACAAUCAAAUAAACUCCUAUAAGCUCCCACACAGUGGGUUUUCAUUUGAAAACCACUCUUCAUCAUACCACUUUGAAGCAACAUCAUCAAAUGGAAACAUGACGUUCCAUGGUGGUGCAACAUUACUGAACUCUUCUUCUGUACAUCUACCUCUGGCUACUUACUCAGAGUCGCUGUUGUAUUCGCAGCAUUCUAUGCAGCAGAAUGGGGUGGAAUUCUGUGAUCGAUGGGGAACAGAGGUAUGUGCAUGUGUACUGUGUUUGGGUGGACCUUCUCUGGAGUUCUACCUAGAACAAGUGAGAUCAGACAUGUUGGACCAGCUUGACCGCAGUGAAUUUGACCAGUACCUCAAUCCAGCACAGCCUGUGGACCACAACAAUGAGUGA